Messenger RNA from Mizuhopecten yessoensis (Yesso scallop), 1539 nucleotides. RefSeq lists its product as uncharacterized. NCBI's taxonomy places the organism in Eukaryota, Metazoa, Mollusca, Bivalvia, Pectinida, Pectinidae. The record is from RefSeq and is a predicted model, not a curated record. Bases 1 to 1539 code for a protein of 512 amino acids. The transcript has a single exon.
AUGCCAUACCUCACACAAUGCCUCACACAUAACAAGCUGAACAUAGGUAUAAACUCUGAUAGUAUGCCAUACCUCACACAUAACAAGCUGAACAUCAGUACAAACUCCAACACAAAGCCAUACCUCACACAUAACAAGCUGAAUAUCAGUACAAACUCCAAUACAAAGUCAUACCUCACAAUUAACAAGCUGAACAUAAGUAUAAACUCCAAUACUAUGCUGUACCUCACACUUAACAAGCUGAACAUAAGUAUAAACUCCAAUUCAAAGCCAUACCUCACACAUAACAAGCUGAACAUCAGUACAAACUCCAAUACUAUGCCAUACCUCACACAUAACAAGCUGAACAUAAGUACAAACUCCAAUACCAAUCCAUACCUCACACUUAACAAGCUGAACAUAAGUAUAAACUCCAAUUCAAAGCCAUACCUCACACAUCACAAGCUGAACAUAAGUACAACCUCCAAUACCAAGUCAUACCUCACACUUAACAAGCUGAACAUAAUUACAACCUCCAACACAAAGCCAUACCUCCCACAUAACACGCUGAACAUAAGUAUAACCUACGAUAGUAUGCCAUACCUCACACAUAACAAGCUGAACAUCAGUACAAACUCCAAUACAAAGUCAUACCUCACAAUUAACAAGCUGAACAUAAUUACAAACUCCAACACAAAGCCAUACCUCACACAUAACAAGCUGAACAUAAGUAUAAACUACGAUAGUAUGCCAUACCUCACACAUAACAAGCUGAACAUAAGUACAAACUCCAACACCAAGCCAUACCUCACACAUAACAAGCUGUACGUAAGUAUAAACUCAAAUACAAAGCCAUACCUCACACCUAACAAGCUGAACAGCAGUACAAACUCCAAUCCUAUGCCAUACCUCACACAUAACAAGCUGUACAUAAGUAUAAACUCCAAUACUAUGCCAUACCUCACACAUAACAAGCUGUACAUAAGUAUAAACUCCAAUACUAUGCCAUACCUCACACAUAACAAGCUGAACAUCAGUACAAACUCCAAUACAAAGCCAUACCUCACACAUAACAAGCUAAACAUAAGCACAAACUCCAAUACUAAGCCAUACCUCACACAUAACAAGCUGAACAGCAGUACAAACUCAAAUACCAAUCCAUACCUCGCACAUAACAAGCUGAACAUAAGUACAAACUCCAAUCCUAAGUCAUCCCCCCCACAUAACAAGCUGAACAAAAGUAUAAACUCCAAUACUAUGCCAUACCUCCCACAUAACAAGCUGAACAUAAGUAUAAACUCCAAUCCUAUGCCAUACCUCACACAUAACAAGCUGAACAUAAGUAUAAACUCCAAUACAAAGUCAUACCUCACACAUAACAAGCUGAACAGCAGUACAAACUCCAAUACCAAUCCAUACCUCACACAUUACAAGCUGAACAUAAGUACAAACUCCAAUACUAUGCCAUACCUCACACAUAACAAGCUGACAAGUUUAUCUUCGUCUGUAACUGUUGUACAGCUGUCAGACUGUAUCCCUGUCUGUGACUGUCACACAUAA